GCUGGGCUCACUCGACUCGGCUCCCAGCCGUCAGCUCCUUCCCUUCCGUCAGUCUGGUCCGCCUCUCCGGUGCGGACCGCAGAACGGCUGGACCCCUUGUACCCAAUCGACCCUUCACACGGGACUCCGGAUCCAGGCUCACCUCUUCCACAGGUCGGAGUCCCGUCGCCAGUGAGCUCCACUGACAGGGUGGAAUGGAGAGAGACGUGGAGCUGCAGCAGCCGCUGGUGGUUCAGUCGCAGCCGGGGGGAGCGCCGGAGCCGGGGCAGUGGAGCACCGGGCUGUGCGACUGCUGCAGCGACGUCGGGGACUGCUGUUUUGCUCUCUGGUGCCUCCCGGUGUUCGUCUGCAAGACCACGGGUGCCGUGGGGGCGUGUCCGUGCCUGCCGCUGCUGGACUGCGUGGGGUGCGUCCCGUCCGCGUCCCUGGCCAUGCGGGCCACCGUACGCGCGCGGUACGGCAUCAAGGGCAAUGUCUGGAGCGACUGUUUCUAUGGCUGCUGUUGCUAUGCCCUGUCCUGGUGUCAGAUCUCUCGCGAGAUGAAGCGCCGUGCACUCCUUCCCUGAACUUCAGGAGAAGGGUUCAAGCUACAAUCUGCCAUCACCUCUCCCCUUAAUACGCCCCCCCCUACCCUCCCCCCACCCCCCUACAGCCCUUACCUGUCCAAGCCCCCACACCUUCCUCCCACCCUACCUGAGUUUUCUGAAGUGUCUCCUUAUUACAGCGUUUUACCUUGAAGCUGAUAUCUAUUAAGAAUCAUCACACGAAUGAUAAACGUAUUAUUAUAAUUGUUUUGUACUUUUCUAAUUAAAACAUCAUCUGUCCU
This is a messenger RNA of Anguilla rostrata (American eel), 826 nucleotides long. RefSeq names its product placenta-specific gene 8 protein-like. The transcript is spliced from 4 exons. The record is from RefSeq and is a predicted model, not a curated record. The coding region runs from base 195 to 566 and encodes 123 amino acids. Lineage: Eukaryota; Metazoa; Chordata; Actinopteri; Anguilliformes; Anguillidae.